AUGCUUCUAACGCAGAUCGGGCGAGGUCCUCGGCUGGCCGUCCUCUUUGCGCUGUCCUUCACGUUUGUCAUCCUGCUGCAACAGUCCAGCUACGCUCCGCUCCCUCAGUGGCAGCUGUCAAGCGAGCGACUUCACCAAGCAAGCCAAGAGCUGCUGCAUAAGUCUUCGCCAACAGAGUCACAACCUGGCGCGACCGCACCUUCCGAUCAGGAUGGAAACGAUGCCGUCAAACACUCGGGCCUGCCAUGCAAGUCACUUCCCGGUGGCGAAGACGUUUUGGUCGUGAUGCGAACAGGAGCGACCGAAAUCAAGGACAAAUUACCCGCUCAGCUAUACACCAACUUUGAAUGUUUCCGGCAUCACAUAAUCUUCUCCGACUAUGAAGAGGACUUUCUAGGAUUCCAGGUGCAUGAUGUGCUCAAGGACAUGCCGCAAGACAUCAAGGCCACCAACGAGGACUUCAAACACUACCUUCACAUCCAGCAUGUUGGCCGGACCGGACUGGAUCCGCAAGAACUUUCCGGCAAGGUCAGCGAGGAGAGUGGGCCUGUUGGAAAGAAUGACAAUGCAGGAUGGCGACUCGACAAAUGGAAGUUUCUGCCGAUGAUGAACCAGACGCUGAACCUGCACCCGCAUUUCAAGUGGUAUGUCUUCUUGGAGCCAGACACUUAUUUUGUGUGGUCGAAUUUUCUGCAGUGGAUUGCCCAGUUGGAUGCUUCGAAGCCGCUCUAUUACGGCAGCGAAGUCCAAAUCGGGGAGGAUCUGUUUGCCCAUGGUGGAUCAGCAUUUGUCAUUUCGAAGCCUGCCUUGGAGAAGGGUGUAGCGAUGUACAAUUCGAAGGUCGACGAGUGGCACGCUUGGACAGCUGGGCAUUGGGCCGGCGACUGCGUCCUUGGGAGAGUUCUGCACGAUGCCGGAGUCGACUUGAGUUGGGGAUGGCCCAUGUUCCAAGGUGGCGAGCCCGCUUUCGACGGUCGAUGGUUGGAAGCCAAACGAAGCAAGACAAUGUGGUGUGCCCCUGCACUCUCAUACCACCACAUGGUGCCCAGCCAGAUCUUGGACUACUGGCACUUUGAGCAGAAGUGGAUCAGGGAGCAUCCACCUAAGGGGGAUGAGCGAAGCACAUGGUGGCACAAGGACAACAGCAGACUCCUUCAUCAUGGAGAUACUUUUAAGUCCUAUGUUCUGCCGAACAUCACCGAAGAAAGGCACGACUGGGACAGCAAACCUGAGACCCAACACGAUGACACUGUGGGUAUCUCGAUGGAGGAUUGCAAAGCGAUAUGUCAGAAGAUCCCUACCUGUUUACACUAUGCUGUUGGUCCAUUUGGUUGUUCGACUGGCGUCGAGCUCAAGAUGGGUCGUGCUGCCGAGAAGACCUCUUCUGGCUGGAUGCUGGAUCGAGUGGCCGUGUGGCAGAAGGAGCUCGACAAGUGCAGCGGCAAAGAUGGCUGGAGUACUACUUAA
Messenger RNA from Fulvia fulva, 1467 nucleotides. RefSeq lists its product as uncharacterized. The record is from RefSeq and is a predicted model, not a curated record. NCBI's taxonomy places the organism in Eukaryota, Fungi, Ascomycota, Dothideomycetes, Mycosphaerellales, Mycosphaerellaceae. The transcript has a single exon. Bases 1 to 1467 code for a protein of 488 amino acids.